Mercenaria mercenaria is the source of this 4389-nucleotide messenger RNA. Its product is annotated as tyrosinase-like protein 2. The transcript is spliced from 5 exons. The record is from RefSeq and is a predicted model, not a curated record. Bases 53 to 2392 code for a protein of 779 amino acids. Gene Ontology annotation, molecular function: oxidoreductase activity. Lineage: Eukaryota; Metazoa; Mollusca; Bivalvia; Venerida; Veneridae.
UUCUGUAACACAACAAAGCGGUGUUUCCAUUUUUGGACUGUACGUUGUAACAAUGACGCUGACAAGGCAACGUCUGCUUUUAAUACUGGUUUCCUUAAGUACGAUGCUACCAGUAGGAAAUGGUCAGAUUGUAGAAGCAGAUAUGCCAGUAGAGCUGAUAGAAUGUUUCCAGUUGUUACGCAAUAAAACUGGUGACGUCAGUCAGACGUAUGAAACAAACGAAGACGUCUAUAUUCAAUGUCUAAAAGAGUUUCUAUGGAAAGAAGGAAGCGUACAAUGGAACAACUUCAACAUAACUGAGAAGGACAAAGGAUACAUAAAUUCAGUCAUUGGUUCGCUUGUCCGCCGCGGUAGGCAAAAGCGUUACGCUGGACCAGCUAAGGGAACAUUUCCAAGGACUGGAUUCAGAAUCAGACGAGAAUAUCGAAGAAUCUCCGAUGGGGAAAGAUUUGCAUUGCACAGUGCCAUUAACCAGAUGAAAACAACAGGACGAUAUGAUAUGUUUGCCAACUUGCACCAGGGAAUCGUCAUAACUUCAGCUCAUGGUGGACCAAAUUUUCUUGGCUGGCACAGGGUCUACCUUGCUUUAGUUGAAGAAGAUUUGCGUAUGAUAAAUCCUAUGAUAUCCCUACCAUAUUGGGAUUCGACCCUUGACUUCGAUAUGGCUGAUCCCGUUGAGUCAAUAAUCUGGACAGAAACGUUUCUUGGGAACGGUAACGGGUUUGUUACAACUGGUCCCUUUGCUAACUGGGAGGCGGCAGGUGGGCAAUUAACUAGAAAUAUAGGUGGUGGAAGUAGUCUAUUUUCGAAGGAGAUUAUCCGAAGAAUACUGACUAGAUGUCGUGUAAGGGACAUAACAUUUCCUACAGCAAUGAAUGAGUUUAACUUAGAACUUUUCCACGGUGGUCCCCAUGUUUGGGUUGGUGGUCAAAUGUCUGGUUUAAAUACAGCGGCACAUGACCCGGUGUUUUUCUUACAUCACGCAUACGUCGAUUACGUAUGGGAGCUAUUUCGAAUUAGACAAGCGACAUUUUGUGGGGUAAAUCCAUCUACUGAUUACCCGCCUACUAUGGGUCAACACGCUGCAGAACGCCCCAUGGAUGGCUUUCCCCAGUAUCGAAAUAUUGACGGAUACCGCAGCUACUGGACACGGUUCUGGUACCAGUACGAGCGUUCUCCUUCCUGCUCUAUGUGGCAACCUUUCUGCGCAAGUCCAUAUUUACGAUGUGACUUGGCACGUCAGCGAUGUAUAUCAGUGGCAAGAAUGGGACCUGCUCCUAUGGCAAGAGGUUUUGCAGCUGGUGGUGCGGCUGUUGCAGCGGCGUCACCUAGCUCUAUGACAUCGGCAGUGCAGGCUCGUUCUCAGGAAUCAACAAUAGCAAUCGGGCCACGGUUCAGAGCACCACCUGCGGAGCCAAGAACACAGGAUGCUAGAAUGGGAAUGACACCUGGCAGAAUGAGACGAUCUGUCAAUAAAACAUUAGAUACAAGAAGAAAUAAACCCGGAAAUGAGAAAACGUCCAACUUUCCAACACUUGGACCAAUGUUUAGAGCACCAACAUCAGACAAUCGCACUAGAGGCUAUCAUAAUGGAGCAUUUACUGGAGGUGUCAUUGGGAUAUAUCAAGGUUUGACAAGAUUCGAAGCAAUGAAUAGAUCCCAAUUUCUAGGCUCAGAGUACAUGCAGCUUCUCCCUAUGCCAAAUUAUCACGAGACACCUUUAACCGACCUGCUGAGGCCGCCCGUCAAAAACACAUUUGUCCUCAAUGGACAUGCCGAUGUUAUACAGUGGGCGUUUAUCCCCGUUAGAGUUAUAUAUACUAGUGACUUUGAAAAUCCUGUCUCAAAUUUUCUAAGAAGCAGGCGUGAAUAUUCACAACACCAGAUUAAACAGUCAUCAAAUACAACAGAGCCCGAAAUAUCGGCAACAAGUCAAAAAUGUAUUCAAGACGAAUCUGGUGCAAUGCAAGUCAGAAUACAGUCCAACGGGCUAAAUUAUAAUGGAGACUACUCCGGUUAUGCCCUAAUUGACCGCCAUUUACCGGUUGACUCUGCUACUACAUAUAUUGGUAUAAAAUCUCCGGAGGUAGAGCAUACUGAAGUAAUCUUGUCUGCUGUUCACUCGUGUGGUCUCAUGUGCCGAGCUCAUUGUCAUAUACCUGAAUCAGUACCGGCUGCAUUUAAACCAUGUUCUGGGGUUUUGAAAAUAUCGAACAACGAUCCAAACGUGUACGGGCGCACGUAUGAGGAGGCAGUGUCUCGUGUUUGGCAAGGAGUACUUUCUGGUGGAGGGGUCCAGAAUGAAAACAUAAGACUUGUCUUCGAUUGCUCUAAUGUUGAUAAGUCACCAUGGUUUUCAGAUAAUACGUCAUCCAAUGGCACAAUGUUCUGACUUUAGAAAUCGGAUAUGUAAGAUAGAAAUGGCGAAGGGAAAAUUGUUUAUGAUAAUUCAGCAUGACAACAUAUGGCAACUUAGUCGUGUGUUCUAAAGACCACUAAUUAAUCGUUCCAAAGAUUGUUCUACAAUAUCAGAUUGACCAUGCCUUAAAUUUGCAACGUGCUUUGAUUUCCUUCAGCUCUUUUCCCAGCUGUAUAUUAAAUGUUCCUUUUGUGUCAUCUUUCUACACGUAAAACCAGCCAAUACCGAUUGGUUUACAGUGUGAAGCUUCCUUUGUUUCAGUCCUAGGUAAUCCCUAGGUAAUAUAAUAUUAUAAUAUAAUUCGUGAAUAUUUAAUGUUUUACUAAUACAUCAAAAUGUGAUACAUGUAUAUAAUUUUGAAAAUAAUCUAAACGCAUGGCUUUGUCAUGGGACUCCCGCCUCAAUAACUACGUUAUUAUGCUUGUGUGACAAAGUUUGCCAGAUAGCGGAGCUAAGAUAUUUCAAAAUGACUAAAAUGUCUAGUAUAUUCGUUUCAAGUUUCCUAAAAGAAUGAAACAUUUUAGAGGGGGCGCGCACAGAACUCGUUUCCCCUUAGUUCUCAUACAUCGAUGGUCCACGCAUUUUAGCCGUUCAUGAUUGUUUUUCUUCGAAAUGGAAAAAGUAUGCCGACCGGUGGAUCGAAAUAAAUUUAAGGCUUUACAAAAAACAUAUUUACAUAUCUUAAAUUGCUAAAUGUUUCUUAUGCCUCAUGUUUUGCAGGGCAUGUCUUUGACACUUUUCAAAUGUAAAUAUGCUUUAUGCCUUUUAUGCCUUUGCAAUUCCUCUAUGUAUUUUUGAGUACUCCCGAUAUCCCGCAUACCCUAGUGCAACUAAGCCAAAAACAAGUCCAAUCUUGAAGGUUCAGGUUACUGUAAUUCAUAAACUUCGGGACUCCUUUACUUUAAAUAUAAUUUAUAACAAGAGUACCGCUGUUGCACAUUUCUUUUCAUGAAAAAACUUAAUCAAACCUAUUCUUCUAGCAUUUUACGCAGUUAAGUUCUAUGUAUCUAAAAUGUCUGCAUAUAUUAAAUAGCGAUUCUGGUGAACAAUUGGAAAUUUUAUUGACUUUGUGAUGGCUAGUUUUAUUAAAUUUGAAAAAUAUUAAAGUUUGGAUACCAUUUUUUUCUCACAAUGAAAAAGCAAAAGUAGAACGAAGAAAGCGUUGUACAAAGUCAACAUAACAAAACUAAAACACCACUGAUUUUAAACACACGGUAGGAAUACAUGUUAUCUGCUGAAAGUUUGUGAAACAACAUAAAAUCUUGUUUCUUCCAAACCCAUUUAAAGUCUGUCGUCUGAUUGGCCCCAUAACAUAUGUUAGUUAAAAACAGUAUUACAUAUCGUGAUGUAGCCUGGCUCCCUGGCUGCAUGGUUAUCUUUUAUAUUAAUACUGGAAACAUUUUAUAAGAAACUUUUAAACCUCUAAAAUAGCACAGUUUUGUCUGGUCGCUGAACCACACAUAUGUUUGGAGCCCGGGGCAAUAAAAAAGUCAAUGUAGAAACAACCUUCUGGAGUUACUUCCCUCUUAAUGAAGAAAACUGAUAUAUGUAAAUAAGAACAAACAUAGGGACGGGAGCCAGUCUAAUCGUGAUGAAAUGUACUAUCGUCCCGUCAUUAUUUUCUUUCUGAUAUUUUUUAAUAUUUUAUAUUAACAGCACUGCCGGGUGACUUUGAAUAUGAAAUUUUGAAGAAUUUCUAACACCAAAAACUGAAAUAAAAAUAAAUGUCACGGAUAGACAAAAUUAAUAUUCAUGAAUGACGAGCUAUAAACCGCUACCUGACCCAGUUCUUUCCACUGGUAUUGACCAAACAUGACUUUAAUUGUAAAAACGGGGAUUUAUUUACUUAUUCGAGAAAAGAUACUCUUCUUUUUCUUUGUGGUUUUUGUUUUUCGUGAAAUUGACCAGUUCACUAAAUCGUGUACUUUAUACAUGCUUUUCACAUAUCAAUAGAUUUAUCCCAAAAUUUG